This is a messenger RNA of Aethina tumida (small hive beetle), 476 nucleotides long. Its product is annotated as larval cuticle protein LCP-17-like. The transcript is spliced from 3 exons. Gene Ontology annotation, molecular function: structural constituent of chitin-based larval cuticle. The coding region runs from base 48 to 446 and encodes 132 amino acids. Lineage: Eukaryota; Metazoa; Arthropoda; Insecta; Coleoptera; Nitidulidae. Gene Ontology annotation, cellular component: chitin-based extracellular matrix. The record is from RefSeq and is a predicted model, not a curated record.
UUCACACUUCAAUUUCUUUUCAAUCACUAAACACCAAGCCCAUCAAAAUGAUGAAACUUAUUAUCACCUGUGCGAUUGUGGCGUGCGCCUUCGCCGACGUCUCCCAUCUGUUCCGUCCCACACAAACUUACUCCUCGUUGCGGGAUGUUCCGAUUUUGCGUCUGGAAUCCGACAUCAGCCCGGACGGCACCUACAAAUAUGCUUACGAGACUGGUAACGGAAUCGCCGCCCAGGAACAAGGACUAGGUGGCCAGGCGGCGAAAGGAUCGUUCUCCUGGACUUCACCUGAAGGAGUUCCGGUAGCCAUCCAAUACGUGGGCGACGAAAACGGUUACCAACCCCAAGGAAACGUGUUGCCCACUCCACCGCCAAUUCCUCAAGCCAUUCUGAGAUCGCUGGAAUGGAUCAGGACUCAUCCCCCGCAACCUGAACCAAGAAGAUUCUAAGUUUUGUCCGUUAUGUAUUAUAUUUGUUAG